Messenger RNA from Rotaria sp. Silwood1, 279 nucleotides. NCBI's taxonomy places the organism in Eukaryota, Metazoa, Rotifera, Eurotatoria, Philodinida, Philodinidae. The record is from the annotation of a GenBank genome assembly.
AUGUUACGUGUACUUGACUCAAUGUCAUUUUAUAAAUUAAUUGAAGAAUGUGGUCCACCUUUCCGAUCAUAUGAUAUAUUUGAUGAAGUAUAUGCAUCGAUCUACGAUGCAUUAAAACGUGAAAAUGAUCAUACAACAAAUCACAAUUCAACAUCUAUUUUAGAACAUAUUAAAGAAUUAGCCAAUCAGCCUUUAUUAAAUGCUAGUUGUAUGCGAGAUAAUUUACCAAAAUUGCCACAUGUAUAUAAAGAAUUAGUUAAUGCAGCGAUUAAAGAAUGA